CAGAGACAGAGAAACUCUCACACAGUCAAGAGGAGAAAUGGAGGCAAAACGAGUAAAGUUGGACCGGGAAACCUUCUCUUGUUCCAUCUGUCUGGAUCUACUGAAGGAUCCGGUAACUAUUCCCUGUGGACACAGCUACUGUAUGAACUGUGUUAAAUCACACUGGGAUGGAGAGGCCGAGAAGGAGAUCUACAGCUGUCCUCAGUGCAGGAAGACCUUCACACCGAGGCCUGUCCUGGUGAAAAACACCAUGUUAGCAGAUUUAGUGGAGGAGCUAAAGAAGAGCGGACUCCCCGCUGCUCCUGCUGAUCACUGCUAUGCUGGACCUGAUGAUGUGGCCUGUGAUGUCUGCAGCGGGAGAAAACUGAAAGCCACCAAGUCCUGUCUCAUCUGUCUGGUGUCUUACUGUGAUGAACACCUCCAGCCUCAUUAUGAAUCCUCUGCCUUUAAAAAACACAAGCUGGUGGAGCCCUCCAAGAAGCUGCAGGAGAACAUCUGCUCUCAGCAUGAUGAGGUGAUGAAGAUGUUCUGCCGGACUGAUCAGCAGUCUAUCUGUUAUCUCUGCUCUGUGGAUCAACAUAAAGACCACGAUACGGUGUCAGCUGCAGCAGAAAGGACUGAGAGGCAGAAAGAGCUGGAGGUGAGUCGACUAAACAUCCAGCAGAGAAUCCAGGAGAGACAGAAAGAUGUGAAGCUGCUUCAACAGGAGCUGGAAGCUAUCAAUCACUCUGCUGAUAAAACAGUGGAGGACAGUGAGAAGAUGUUCACUGAGCUGAUCCGUCUGAUGGAGAAAAGAAGCUCUGAGGUGAAGCAGCAGGUCAGAUCCCAGCAGGAAACUGAAGUGAGACGAGUCAAAGAGCUUCAGGAGAAGCUGCAGCAGGAGAUCACUGAGCUAAAGAGGAAAGAGGCUGAACUGAAGAAACUCUCACACACAGAUCACGCCCAGUUUCUACAAAACUUCCCCUCAGUGUCACAACUCAGUGGAUCCACAUCCAGCAUCAAUAUUCGUCGUCUGUGCUACUUUGAGGAUGUGACAGCAGCUGUGUCAGAAGUCAGAGACAAACUACAGGACGUCCUGAGAGAGAAAUUGACCAACAUCUCACUGACAGUGAUUGAAUUUGAUUUACGUUCAAAUUCACAACCAGAGCCCAGGACCAGAGCUGAAUUCUUGAAAUACUCACGUGAACUCACACUGGAUCCAAACACAGCAAAUAAACGUAUGUUAUUAUCUGCCGGGAACAGAAAAGCAACACUGAGGCGACUAGAACAGAUUUAUCCUGAUCACCCACACAGAUUCACAGACUGGACUCAGGUCCUGAGCAGAGAGAGUCUGACUGGACGUUGUUACUGGGAGGUGGAGUGGGGACGAAAAGAACUGGAUGUAGCAGUUUCAUACAAGAACAUCAGCAGAGCAAAGAUCUCAGAGGCAAGUGGCUUUGGACUCAAUGACAAAUCUUGGGCGGUUAAAUGUAAAACACAAAACAACCUUUGGAAUUAUAGAUUUUCUCACAACAAUGUCCAAACUGCCCUCUCAGGUCCUUGGUCUUUCAGAAUAGGAGUGUACCUUGAUCAAAGUGCAGGUGUUCUGUCCUUCUACAGCGUCUCUGAAACCAUGAAACUCCUCCACAGAGUCCAGACCACAUUCACUCAGCCGCUCUGUGCUGGACUUCAGCUUCAUUAUAUUAACGACACUGCUGAGUUCUGUAAACUCAAAUAGACAGAAGCCCUUUAAGGGACAGAUGGAUGAAACCUGUGUUCUACCUCUUUCUUUACAAUGUUUAUUUACUGGUGGGAUGUGGAACAAACUGUGUCUUUAGAUAAUGAAUAAACAAACAUCAGCGCA
Messenger RNA from Centropristis striata (black sea bass), 1843 nucleotides. RefSeq names its product tripartite motif-containing protein 16-like. The coding region runs from base 38 to 1717 and encodes 559 amino acids. The transcript has a single exon. NCBI's taxonomy places the organism in Eukaryota, Metazoa, Chordata, Actinopteri, Perciformes, Serranidae. The record is from RefSeq and is a predicted model, not a curated record. Gene Ontology annotation, molecular function: protein binding; zinc ion binding.